Dermacentor andersoni is the source of this 1760-nucleotide messenger RNA. NCBI's taxonomy places the organism in Eukaryota, Metazoa, Arthropoda, Arachnida, Ixodida, Ixodidae. The record is from RefSeq and is a predicted model, not a curated record.
AUGGUGGCAUCCGCAUUAACAUCGCUACGCGACUUGUACAGACACGUGUGGUCCUUCCGCGACCCCAGGAUAGACGGAUGGGGUCUAGUUACCGAGGGGCGUCUCAUCCUCCCGCUCCUAGUGGCCUACGUGUACCUGGCCAAGAUCGGCGGACCCCGAUGGAUGAAGCACCGCGAACCGUACAAGCUUCGGCGCGCCAUCCUGGUGUACAACGUGGCGACAGCACUGGCGAACGCCUACUUCUUUUACCGCUACGCCAGACUAACGUACCUGGGUGGAGGCUACAGUUUCUUCUGCCAGGGCCUCAGCAAAGACAAUAGCGAGCAGUCCGUGGAAUUAGCGGCGCUGAGCUGGUGGUACCUGUACGUACGCAUCGCCGACUUUCUCGACACGUUCUUCUUCGUGGCCCGCAAGAAGUUCUCGCAGAUCUCGGUGCUGCACGUCAUCCACCACUUCCUCGUGGUGCUCAGCGGCUGGGUGUGGCUCAACUUCGGCUGCGACGGCCAAGGGGUACUGGGACUGCUCAUAAACCAGGUUGUGCACGUAAUCAUGUACACCUACUACUUCUUGGCGGCCCUAGGACCCGCGGUGCGACCGUACCUGUGGUGGAAGAAGUACCUGACCGGCGUACAGAUUGCGCAGUUCGUGUUUAUUCUCGUGCACAUUUCCAUUCCGAUAUUCUACGACUGCGGCUAUCCAAAGGUGCUGGCCGUAUUUGGCGUCGGCCAGCUCUUGCUCGGACUCGUACUGUUCAUCAAUUUCUACGUCCAGACGUACAUCUGGAAAAAGGGGGACAAGAAGGAAGCCACCUCGAAUGGUGUCAAAGCCAAGCAAGGCUGAGCGAAUCAGAAGGCCCAGUUUAUCUUAUAAAUUUCCGCUUUCGUCCUUGUUCUUGACAACCACAGCGCAUUAGCCCUGCGAAACCCUUCGGCCUUGCGGAAGAAUUCAUUCCGCAAUGGACCCUGGUGUCUUGAGUUCGAUGCCAGCUGCAGUAAGGGUGAGUUCUUCAGCCCCGGCUGACGCGAUCUGAACAGUGCUGGAAUUCGCUUUGCGAACUUCAAAGACUCCAAGUGUGAGUGGCACAUGUGAUAUUUCGGCAUUUCCUUCCAUGCACGAACUUUUUAAACUAAAAGUGUGCCUUCAUCUCUAAUCGGCUCUCGCCAUCUCGAAGAAGCGCCGACAGCUUCGUGGGGCGAGAUCUUGCUCAGCGUUCUGCAGGUUGAUGACCAUGCACUCAACUACCGUACAAGAGCAUCGUUACGCCAACAUGUGUGAUAUUAGUCGAGUGAACAUUGAUGUGCUUGUUUUUUUUUUCAUCUUUGGUUGAUGUGCUAAGGAUUGUGUGCCGUGAAGCUGCCCCGCUGAAAUUUUCUUUUCUCAAACUUUGUAAGAAAUUAGUGCCAGGAUGGGUGCUCGAAGAUAAAACUGGGUCCUCAAGAAGAAGUUUUAAAGAAAGCCUCCUGCUUGUUUUUAGCAACAUGUGGGACUAUACCAGGAAGAUGGCAGAAAUAUGACAUCGCUUCAGUCGUAUAAUGCCCCUUUCCCCCUAUAGAGCUGGAACAAAAGCGCGACGUUAGAAAGCACCAGACAACUGCGCUAACAACCUAAUGUUAGUCAUCGCCGUUCUUCAUCCCUUUGUCCAUCCGUCCGUAGUCCGUCCCAAUUGCACUGUUGUUGUUUUUUCUGCUCAAGACUUGAAAAAAGCAGCUCAAAUACGUACGCUUCUGCCCUUCUUCGUAUUUUCGUCCUCUGUGUUAUAG